Molecule: messenger RNA, 768 nt
Organism: Kazachstania africana CBS 2517
Lineage: Eukaryota; Fungi; Ascomycota; Saccharomycetes; Saccharomycetales; Saccharomycetaceae
Gene: RKI1
Product: ribose-5-phosphate isomerase RKI1
Exons: 1
Coding region: 1-768 (255 amino acids)
Biological process (GO): pentose-phosphate shunt, non-oxidative branch; D-ribose metabolic process
Cellular component (GO): intracellular membrane-bounded organelle
Molecular function (GO): ribose-5-phosphate isomerase activity
Source: RefSeq, a predicted model, not a curated record
AUGGUUGCUAACGUUAAAGACUUACCUCAAUUAUCAAGCAAAUUGGAAGAAGCUAAGAGAACUGCAGCUUAUAAUGCAGUCGACCAGAAUAUAAACUUCGAGGAACACAGAAUCAUAGGCAUUGGUAGUGGUAGUACGGUUGUCUACGUUGCUGAGAGAUUAGGUCAGUACCUCAAGGAUCCAGCAAGACAUGAACAAGUUGCUAAUUUCAUCUGUAUACCUACCGGAUUUCAAUCUAGAAUGCUAAUUAAGGAGAACGGACUUCAAUUAGGUAGCAUUGAAAUGUUCCCGGACAUUGAUAUUGCAUUUGACGGUGCCGAUGAAGUUGAUGAAAAUAUGCAAUUGAUCAAAGGUGGUGGUGCAUGUUUAUUCCAAGAAAAACUUGUCAGCACUUCUUCCAAGAAAUUCAUCGUUGUGGCUGAUUAUAGAAAGAAGUCUCCAAAAUAUUUGGGCACGAACUGGAAACAAGGUGUACCGAUCGAAGUUGUACCUUCUGCUUAUGUGCGUGUUACAAAGGACUUGGAAACAAAAUUACACGCAAAGAAGGUUGUCGUUAGAGAAGGCACUCCAGCUAAAGCGGGUCCAGUGGUUACUGACAAUAAUAACUUCAUUAUAGAUGCGGAUUUCGGUGAGAUUCACGAUCCAAAACUAUUACAUACUCAAAUUAAAUCUUUAGUAGGUGUCGUGGAAACAGGGUUAUUCAUCGAUAACGCUGAAAUCGUUUACUUCGGUAACGACGAUGGUACUGUAUCCGUUAUGAAUAACUAA